CGCUGACGCUCGAUUUCCGCUUCCAGUGCUGUUACCGCUAAGUGUGUGAAAGCCGCGCCCGUGAAAUCUGUAUGCGACCGGAUUAACCGUGUUUUCAUGAAGAGCGGCUGGAUUUUUGUUGCUUACUUUCGAUUUCUACUCAACGGCAUACCUAACAGCGCAGUAUCGUAUUUUGCUUUUAAAACGGAUAUAAGUGACAACAAAAGCAGUACCGUACACGGUGAAAGGAAACAACGUUCCUCCAGGACCAUGUUGCUACGUAAAGCAACACUCUAAACCACAACCGAAAGAAGAUGGUAGCGGAUGAAGGUACUCCGCCUCCUGGCCUAAAGAAGCGCAGGAGUAGCAUUAUGGAACCGCUUUCUAUGAGUACUGAAGAUACAUCAUUGAGAGCGAUCAUAUUUGGAAGCUCUGAUCAUCAGCAGUUCUCUCUCACCGAGUCGAUCCUGCAGAGCGCGGUCUUUGAAGGCGCUGAUCCUCACACUAUACUCACUACUAAAACUUCUGGAAGAGUCUUUGGGAGAAAUGUGACUCUGGUCAACACUCCAAAUCUUACUAAUCAUGACUUAUUACACUACAUGUAUAAAAAAGAGGUAAAGAAGGCGGUUUGUUUCUCCUGUCCAGGGCCACACGCCAUCCUUUUUACGCUGAAUCCAUUAGACAUGCCACCAAACGCGUACGAGGUUUUCAAACCGGUAGUGCAGUACUUUGGAGAACAAAUCUUGAAUAACACAGUGAUCGUUCUGUACCAUGAAGAAGAGUGUUGGAGUCAGUCGUUAGAAGACAGUGUGAAGAAGAACAAGCCCUUCAGGGAGCUUCUUGAGAAAUGUGGUCAGAGAUGUCUCAUCUUUAGUGGUAAGGAGAACAGGAAUGAGGGUGAAGUGACGAGGAAAUUGUUUGAGGAAAUAGACAAGAUGGUGGCGGAGCAUGGGAUUUUUUCCAACGUGGAGUUUAAAGAUGCUGAUAAACGAAUCAAAGCGGAGGAAAAAAAUAUACAAAUUCAGAGAAAGAAGGAGGUCAGUGCAGUGUUGGAGGAACUGCAGAAAACGCAUUCUCAGGAAGAUCUGGAAAGAGAGGUGAAACGUUAUGAAGAGAAGAUCCGGUUGGAGAACAGGGAAAGGGCGGAGGUGCAGAUCGCAGACAGACUCGGUUUUACUCUCAGACUUGUUGAUUAUGCAGCAGCAAUAGCAAAAGGAGCGUUUGUAGGGGCAGUAUUAGCGGGGGCGAUGGGCUUUCCAGGUGUGGCCAUAGGAGCAGCGGUUGGUGCAGCUCUCGGUGGUUUGGCAGAUUUUGGUGGACGUGCAACUUAAAGCGGAAAUUGCACUUAAUUGUAGACAUCCGCUCUUAAUGUCAGCAAGUUCACCGGUUCAUUUUUUAAUUUUUGUAAUUCAACUUUUUAUUGUUCGACAAUUAGAACGUCACAACGUCUUUUAAGAAGCACCUUCACAUAUUCAGCCGUUCGCCACAAUAAAAAUAAUGCAAUCAAAGCAAAAAUACACGGAAAUGAAACAGUCCUGCUCGUUUUACCCAUUUUAAUGUGCUGCCAGAAUAGAAAUGAUCCCAUGUUUUUAUAAUUUCCCCUUCAUUAUGCAAUCUUCAGCAUCCAGGAUGAUCUCAUAUGAUGCGAUUUCAAUCAUCCCUAAUUUCUAGUUAUGCCGAAUCAUCCUAGCAGCUGUAAUACAGCCAGUCUUAAUAAGGACAAAUGCAUUUUUUUGCCACGUUGGAUCCCACCGAUUUAUCUCCAAGAAGGCAUAAUCGUCGCUCCAUAAUGGGGUGAACUAAAGAACUUUUCCACGUCAUAUAUAAGUAAAUGCCCGCUUCUUUGUUCCACUUCCACCGAUGGCGGGGCCAACGGUGUGAUGAUGUCUUGUUGUAGGGUGAGUCAUAUGCAAACGUAUUUGCCCGUGUGACGUCACAAAACCCGCCACAUCCAAAACAAGACGUUUUUGGGGCUUGGAUAAAGAAAUGCUCUUUUUGUAUUGAGGAGGAUGUAUUAAGCUUUGAAACUUGCAGGAUAUUUUAAAGGUACAACGACCCCUUAAAUGUCGAAAAACAAGGAAAAGUUUAUUUGGUUUGUUUGGCUCAUCUUGUUGACGUGAAAUAUCCAGAAUCAAUCUUUACAGAGUUUAUGAACCACCGGCUGCAAAGAAACAGCCUCAGAUGCUCACUGACCCACCUCUGCUGAAUUCUCUACAGUGGCUAUGAGGUGGAUUUACUCGUAUGCAGUCGCUUUUUGCCUCCAGACAUUUUGAUGGUGCUCAUGAAAGAAAACUUAAAAUAAGGCUCUGAAUUGAGCACAACACACAAUGCCUAUUGGAGUGCUGAUGCUGCUUGGUGCUGAUACUCUCAGGAGUAGACAAUAUUAAUUUUCUGAAUGUAGUCAAGUUUAUUUGGUGCAGUUCUAAAAAUGUGAUCUUUGGGCCUUUUUGACCCUCCUCACUAUGUGGAGGUUCAGUGUGCUCAUGAGUCCAAUACCUAUUAAAUUUCACCCAUUUCAGAUGUGAAACUUUUUUACUGUAUGGCCUCAAAAGCAUUUUUAACUGGCUGUGUGUUUCUUUUUAUCCAUUACCGGAUUUGUGCAGCUCAACAAUCAUCUGUUUCUUUUUUUUUAUUGUUUGUUUGUUUAAUUUGUUCCCCCAUGGAAGUGGUUGACAGAGUAUAUAAUUUAAUAAAUAGAAUAUUUAUAUUAUUAUAUAAUAUAUUUUUUAUAAUAUAUUUAAUAUAUUUAUAUUAAAAAUAUAAUAGUAUAAAUAUAAUAAUGAAUGUUAAGAAUUUGAUCACACAAGGAAGGUAUUUGUCUGAUAUUGUUUACUAUUGUUGCUUUAAAAUAUUCUAGAUUCUCUUUAUAUGUGGUUUAUAAUGUCACAAUAAUGCAGCAUCCAUAUAUUUUAUGUGUUAGGCUUUUAUUGUUGUAUUUUGUUCACACAUUUGUCUCUCAUGUUGAUUUCACGCACUAAAGGCCCAUUGUUCAUUUGGGCAAUGAACAGUUUCUGAUUGUGGCUGUCAGAUUGGACUUGUAAUUUGUGAUGAACAUUAUCUGUCCAGUUGAAGGAAAUAAAUAAUAAAGCACAAUAUUUGCGUG
Molecule: messenger RNA, 3082 nt
Organism: Ictalurus punctatus (channel catfish)
Lineage: Eukaryota; Metazoa; Chordata; Actinopteri; Siluriformes; Ictaluridae
Product: GTPase IMAP family member 7
Exons: 4
Coding region: 294-1310 (338 amino acids)
Molecular function (GO): GTP binding
Source: RefSeq, a predicted model, not a curated record